AUGGCUAGGAGAAUCGCCACCUUCCUCAAAGAUGCCUGGGCCAAGGAGCCGGUGCUGGUCCUGUCUUUCUCCAUCACAGGCCUCGCUGUCAUCCUGCAUCCCCCAAAUCCCUACACCAAGUACACUGCCAUGACCAAGCAGGUGACACCCUACAACUACCCAGUGCCCAUCGAAGACAAUGGGAACAUGCCAGAUGUGCCCAGUCACCCCCAGGACCCCUAG
This is a messenger RNA of Sorex araneus (European shrew), 222 nucleotides long. RefSeq names its product NADH dehydrogenase [ubiquinone] 1 alpha subcomplex subunit 3-like. The record is from RefSeq and is a predicted model, not a curated record. The coding region runs from base 1 to 222 and encodes 73 amino acids. Gene Ontology annotation, cellular component: mitochondrial inner membrane. NCBI's taxonomy places the organism in Eukaryota, Metazoa, Chordata, Mammalia, Eulipotyphla, Soricidae. The transcript has a single exon.